AUGUCGUGCAAGUUUCAAGAGGUCGAGGUUUUUGUUGCUGCACUAUCAAUUCGCAAUGCUGCCUGCCAAAAGCAAAUCAAUCAGCAAACCAAAUAUGGUUGUAAAAAUAACGAGAUGACAGACGCUAUUCGUGAUCUGUUUCUCAAUUUUCAUAAUGACGCUCGUCGAAGAGUAGCUAAGGGAAUUGAGCCAAACAACGUCGGAUGGCUCAAUCCUGCGAAAAAUAUGUAUGAAUUGGUUUUUGUUGCUGCACUAUCAAUUCGCAAUGCUGCCUGCCAAAAGCAAAUCAAUCAGCAAACCAAAUAUGGUUGUAAAAAUAACGAGAUGACAGACGCUAUUCGUGAUCUGUUUCUCAAUUUUCAUAAUGACGCUCGUCGAAGAGUAGCUAAGGGAAUUGAGCCAAACAACGUCGGAUGGCUCAAUCCUGCCAAAAAUAUGUAUGAAUUGGAUCCAGUCAUCCAGCACUCUAAGAGGCGAGAAGCGAGGGGAGGGGAAGUGGGAGAAGGGGGAGGGAGAACGCCACCAUUCCAGGACUUUUUGGACCAAAUGGAAAAUUUAAUGGUGGUGCUCCCAAAAGAAAUUUUCCUUUAA
This is a messenger RNA of Strongylus vulgaris, 591 nucleotides long. Lineage: Eukaryota; Metazoa; Nematoda; Chromadorea; Rhabditida; Strongylidae. The record is from the annotation of a GenBank genome assembly.